AUGUACGUGAGAGUUGACGACAACAAGUGUCGCUUCUGCAGUGUUGUUCCUGACCCUGAGGGAUUAGCAGAACACAAUAACUUGGAGCGACCUUCGUCAGAUCCUUCCGACCCAAGUGAGAACAUCCUGGCCCAGGACAAGGCGUUGUACCGGGGCCAUGCCGUGGCCGCCGUGGCCGCCGUGAAUCCCCAUGUGGCUGAAAUCGCCAUUGGUCUGAUUGAGGUAGAGUACGAAGUCCUUUCCCCUGUAAUCAAUGUUACCCAGGCUAUGAAGGACGACGCGCCUUUGGUGAUUGAAGACCUGACCACUACUGAACUUGGUGAACGGACUGACAAGCGCAGUAAUAUUGCAUCGCAUUUCCGGUACGAGAUGGGAGACCUGGAAAAGGGCUUUGCCGAAGCCGAUGUUGUCGUUGAGAGAGCUUUCCAGACCAGCACGGUGCAUCAGGGUUACAUUGAGCCGCAGAACGCAGCCGCUCUUUGGAAUGCCGACGGCAAGCUAACCGUUUGGACCAGCACCCAAGGUGCUUUUGCGGUGCGGGACUCCCUGGCCCAGAUACUUGACCUGCCCGUUUCGCAGAUAAGAUGCCAGUCUGAGCUAAUCAGGGCCCUUGAUACAUUUGCGGGAAGAGGGUGUGUGGCAUCAGACAGAUUCUACUGGCAGUUGAAAGCCUACAUUACGAGCGCGUUCCAAUUAACUGUCUUCAAAGCAAGAAUAAGAGCUACAAGGAGGAGACCAAUGGCCCGAGUCCCUUUUGCCACUAGAGAAAACAUGGAUGCCGCCGGGCAAGCGGUAUGGGAUGAUAUUACGAGCAGCCGUGGCGGGGUGCAAAGGAACUAUGCUGCCCUGCUGAACAACGCCCAGGCGGCCGGCGCAUUUGCCGGUCUGGGUGGCUACGUCAGGUUUGAGACAGACCUGAAUCCGAGAGUCAAGGCUUUGGCCAUCUUGACCGCCGCGCGCCAAGCCGGCGGCCAUUAUGUCUGGACCGUCAAUCAACGGGGCGCUAAAGAAGCGAAUCUGGGCGACGACGUUAUCGCCGCGAUACGGGAAUUCAGGGCGCCUGUGGGGCUGGAACCCAGUGACGCCGCCGUGGUCCAGUUUGUCCUGGAGUUGCUGCGCCAGCAUCGGAUUUCGGAUGACACCUUCGAAGGUCUCCGCUCCCAGGUUGGCGACGCUGGCAUAAUUGACGUGCUCAUCAUAGUUGCCUACUACCAUGGCCUGGCUCACAGCCUGCAGGCGCUGGAAGUUGAACUCCCUGAUGGUGUGGAGUCGGACUUAACCUACUAG
This is a messenger RNA of Geodia barretti, 1287 nucleotides long. NCBI's taxonomy places the organism in Eukaryota, Metazoa, Porifera, Demospongiae, Tetractinellida, Geodiidae. The record is from the annotation of a GenBank genome assembly.